GGCCAGCGAGCAGGCCCGAGGAACGCACGUUUGGCAGCAAGCGCAACAAGCGGUGAACGGACAUGGCUCCUGUAGCGGCGCUGACCGCUGCACUGCAGCAGAUGGCAACGACGAUGGCAAGGAUCGACGCGAGGCUGGACCAGCUGAGCACCACGGUGGCCAACCCCGCGCCGUCCCCUGCGCCCGCGGACGCUGAUACGCAGACGGUGGGCACGACGAAUCCGCCGACACAGCAGGCACCGCCACCCGCUGCACCAAGGGACCCUCCGCCAGCGGCUACAGCUCGGCAGGUGGCCUACCAGCCACGUGACGGCAACGACGACGGAGACGACAGCGAUGAUCACGACGACGACGGGUCUUCGAGCAGCUCCGACGACGACGACGAAUCUGACGACGGCCACGACGGUGGAGGACGCCGCGAAAGACGCCAACCCGUUACGAGGCCCGGUGAUCGAGACUUUCACCGCAACAGACGGCGAGCUAUUCGAGACCUGGACUUGCCAACCUUCUUACCGACACCACUGACAUCUGUGACGACGUGGAUCGCGCGCGUUGACCUGGCACUCGAAGGAGCACGACUAUCAGGACGGGGCGAAUGGACUGAUCAAGAAUUGUAUUACAUCUUAGGCAAUAAGCUACAGGACAGUGCUGCCCGCUGGUGGGUCCAGCUGGAUCGUAAACUACGCGACCGUGAGCGAACGUGGACGAAGUUGAA
Molecule: messenger RNA, 715 nt
Organism: Phytophthora sojae
Lineage: Eukaryota; Oomycota; Peronosporomycetes; Peronosporales; Peronosporaceae
Exons: 2
Source: RefSeq, a predicted model, not a curated record